ACCGGUGUCCCGUGGCAGAUGGGUACCAGAGAAUCCUCACCGAUUCUACGUGAUCGCUGGAUCCACUUACGUCUACUUUCCGGCCUGGAGUUCCAUACAGUUGGAAUUGAUCGACGGGAUAUUCCCGCACAGAGACUUUCAAUUCACGGGCAUGAAUCACGAUAUUGGAUUGUUCAGGCUACGGAAAGCCCUGUUGAUUAACUCAUUCGUGAAAUACGCCACCCUUCCACCUGCUUAUGACGCAAAUAUUUUUCAAAGCUACACCGCCUCCUGUACCGUUGUCGGCUGGGGAGUAAGCACACCUGGAUCUAAUGGAGGAGGUGGUACCUACCUUCGCCAUGUUAAUGUUUCACUAAUCCCAUCGGAUAAAUGUCCUGUGGAAGGACUAAAUAAAGAGCAGCAUUUAUGUGCAGGCUGGCUGGAAGGUGAUCGAGAUGCUUGUCAAGGUGACAGUGGUGGACCAUUAUUAUGUAAGGGGACACAAAUAGGAAUAGUUUCCUGGGGAAAAGGUUGUGCUCGUCCAAACUUUCCUGGCGUAUAUGCCCGAUUAGAUUUAUAUUUAGAUUGGUUAAAUGAAACUAUGCAAAGAAAUAUUGCAUGCCAAAGAAACAUUCUUGAUGUUAUAGUUAUACUUGCAGCAGUAGUGCUCUGUGAAAUGCUAUAA
This is a messenger RNA of Osmia bicornis bicornis, 664 nucleotides long. Its product is annotated as trypsin-1-like. The record is from RefSeq and is a predicted model, not a curated record. Gene Ontology annotation, biological process: proteolysis. Gene Ontology annotation, molecular function: serine-type endopeptidase activity. The coding region runs from base 152 to 664 and encodes 170 amino acids. The transcript has 4 exons. NCBI's taxonomy places the organism in Eukaryota, Metazoa, Arthropoda, Insecta, Hymenoptera, Megachilidae.